Eptesicus fuscus (big brown bat) is the source of this 2139-nucleotide messenger RNA. RefSeq names its product sialic acid binding Ig like lectin 10 (gene SIGLEC10). The transcript has 10 exons. Gene Ontology annotation, cellular component: plasma membrane. Bases 1 to 2139 code for a protein of 712 amino acids. The record is from RefSeq and is a predicted model, not a curated record. Gene Ontology annotation, molecular function: sialic acid binding. Gene Ontology annotation, biological process: cell adhesion. NCBI's taxonomy places the organism in Eukaryota, Metazoa, Chordata, Mammalia, Chiroptera, Vespertilionidae.
AUGCUCCUGCCGCUGCUCUUCGGGGUGCUGUGGGGCGCUGAGUGGGCCGAGGGUUGGGACCCCAAAAAGGCGAAGGAUCGGGAUAAAGACUACCGGCUGACGGUGGAGCGGGUGGUGACGGUGCCGCGGGGCCUGUGUGUGCGGGUGCCCUGCUCCUUCUCCUACCCUCGGGAGAUCAACACCAAGGCUGCCCCGGUGCAAGGCCACUGGUUCAGAGAUGGGACCGACGCCCUCAGCGGUUUUCCCGUGGCCACAACCAACCAGUCCCGGAGGCUGUACUGGAAGGCCAAGGGCCGCUUCCAGCUCGUGGGCAGUCCCGGGGAUGGCAGCUGCUCCUUGCUGCUCACGGAUGCCUGGAUGGGAGACCGAGGGCUGUAUUUCUUUCGGGUCGAGGGCGGCGCUGCCCUGCGAUACAGCUUUGUGAACAAUAAGUUCUUUCUGAAUGUGACAGCCCUGACACCGGAGCCAGCCGUCUACGUCCCCGAGACCCUGGAGCCUGGGCGCCAGGCCACAGCCGUCUGUGCGUUUAAGUUUUCCUCGCAACAGUGUCUAGCCCCUACCCUCUCCUGGACGGGGGCUGCCCUCUCCCCCCAAGAAAUCGGGGUGACAACGGCCUACGUCUCCGUUCUCACCUUCACGCCCAGACGGCAGGACCACGGCACCGACCUCACCUGUCGCGCGAGCUUCUCCACUCAGGGCCUGAGCUCCGAACGCAGCGUCCGGCUGAACGUGGCCUAUGCCCCCGAAGUCCCGGUCAUCAGCAUUUCCUGGGACAACGGGCCAGCCCUGGAGCUCCAGGCGGACAGCCCACACCUGCAAGCCCGGAAGGGGCAGCCCCUGCGGCUGCUCUGUGCUGCGGACAGCCGGCCCCCCGCCAACCUGAGCUGGGCCCUGGGGGACAGGGUCCUCUCCUGGUCCAACCCCGCGGGGCCCGGGGGCCUGGAGCUGGUGCUGCCCGGGGCGCGGCCCGGGGACGCAGGGCGCUACUCCUGCCGCGCGGAGAACCGGCUUGGCGUCCGGAGCCGCACCCUGAGCCUCUCUGUGCGCUAUGCCCCGGAGAACCUGACCGUGACCGUCUCCCGAGCAAAUGGGACAGUCCUGGAGACGCUCGGGAGCGGCGCGUCCCUCCCGGUCCUGGAGGGCCAAAGCCUGCGCCUGCUCUGCGUCACCCACAGCGACCCCCCAGCCUCGCUGAGCUGGUCCCGGGGGCCACAGACCCUGAGCCCCUCCCAGCCCUCGGACCCUGGGGUCCUGGAGCUGCCCGGCGUGCGAACGGAGCACGAAGGCGAAUUCAUUUGCCGCGCUCAGAACCCGCUGGGCGCCCUCAGCGUCUCGCUGCGCCUCUCUGUGCACUACCCCCCGCAGCUGCUGGGACCCUCCUGCUCCUGGGAGGACCAGGGUCUGCACUGCAGCUGCUCCUCCAGGGCCCAGCCGGCCCCCUCCCUGCGCUGGCGGCUGGGGGCGGGGCUGCUGGAGGGGAACCAUGGCAACGCCUCCCACGUGGUCACCUCCAGCUCAGAGGGGCCCUGGACCAACAGCUCCCUGAGCCUCCGCUUUGGGCUCAGCCCUGACCUCAGACUCAGCUGCGAGGCCCGGAAUGUGCACGGGGUCCAGAGCGCCUCUGUCCUGCUGCUGCCAGGUCAGGGCCUGCUGGGGGCAGAGAAGGAACUCAUCGCGAAAGGAUUCUCUAAAGGAGUAGCUCUGGGCACCGGCGUCACCACCCUCCUCUGCCUCUGCCUCUGCCUCUGCCUCGUCCUGGUCAUCGUGAAGAUUCUGCGGAAGACCCAGACCCCGGAGGAGGCGGCAGCGGCGGCGGAGACUCCGGCGGAGACUCCCAGGCGGACCGAGACGUGGAGGUCCAGGCUCACCCGGAGGAGCACGAUCCUGGAUUACAUCAACGUGGUCCCCAAGGCCCGCGGCCUGGCUCAGAAUCCAAAGGCCAAGCCCAGCAGCCCUUCCAGAGCCCCUCCUGCAGCUGCUAACUCCCCGAGACGGAAAAUGUCCCCUCCAGCCCCAGAAUCAAGGAACAGCCAACAGGAGAUCCAUUAUGCUGCCCUCAGCUUCCCCGGCCUCCGGCCGCAGGAGGCCCAGGAGGCCCAGGACACCAACUCGGAAUAUGCCGAAAUCAGGUUCCGCUGA